AUGGCCAUAUCCAGGACCUACCUCAUCGUCCUCCUGGCCUCGCAGAUCCUCUCGGGUGUGUCGGUGUCUGUCAUUCUUCUGGUGGCGUGCACCGUCGACCUCGAACCAAAAACGUCGUUGCUCAACCUCGUGGCUUCGACGACUGUCCUGCACUUUCUUCACUUGUUCGCGUCCGUGGCCAGAACCAGCGAAAACUCGUUGGUGGGUCUACGGUGGUAUCUCCUGGCCAGCUGGGUCAUCUCCACCCCCGUCAACUUUGGGCUUUGGUCCAUCAGUCAAAAAGGCGCGGGAUUUUCCCUCGCGUGUCAAUGUAUCUGCCUCUUCAACGCCGUCCUUGUUCAUAAACUGGACUUCCUUUGGGAACAUCACCACUCCGCCCUGGGAGGUUUACUUCCUCUCGCUGUCCGGAUUUUCCGCAUCUCUGUCUGGGCUGAACUCCUCCUCUUUGGUCUGGGAGUCUUGAUCUUGUACGAAUGCCACGGCACCGCAGUGAUCUGGGGAUACCCCAUCAUCACUCUCGUCCAGUACUUCGUACCUCUCGUCGUCGCCUGGUGUUGCGUGAGGACAAAAACAACUCGGACAAAGGCCAAACUCACCGCCGUGAGCUUUUGUUUUGGCGCUUGGAUGACAUGGUCCAUUGUCGGUCUGGGGCUGGGUUUUCAUUUCCAUUGGGAUGUGUUGUUCUACAGCCUGUUCAUUCCGCUCGUCAUGGCCAUCCCGUUCAGCAAUGGUCUCGGCCUGUUCAGUCAUAUCGGGCGUUUAGAGAAGUCAAGGAUGUCGUCCGAGGUCACAACUACUGCCGGUGUCUCUAAGGUUUUCCCCCCAAACGAGGACGGCAAGACUGGGGAUGGCGUUCAGAGUAGGGAAAUGAGAAAGUUGUUCAAAAGGCUUGACGAAUACAAGUUUGAUGGAAGGAAUGGAUCUGUCGCAGCGCCAGAACAAGUACAUGUGGCGCCUGAGCGCAUCAACGACCCGGAAUCAUCACCCGUUACCGUCUUCUACAAAGAAUAUCCGGACGAGUAUGCCAUGUCGAUGAUCUCAUCAGCCGACAGGAAUUGCUCUUUCUCGACUAUAUCUAAUACGUUUGGAAUUAGUAGAGUCAACAGUGCGACAGGGCUGCUGGAGAAAUAUCGCAAGACAUAG
Molecule: messenger RNA, 1143 nt
Organism: Fonsecaea nubica
Lineage: Eukaryota; Fungi; Ascomycota; Eurotiomycetes; Chaetothyriales; Herpotrichiellaceae
Exons: 4
Coding region: 1-1143 (380 amino acids)
Source: RefSeq, a predicted model, not a curated record